ACCUCCUGUAGUGUUCCUCAAUCUGUGCAUUUUAUUUAGUUUUAUUAUUAUUUCAUCCCAGCCAUCUUCAUUAACCUCGUCCCCAUAUCUUUUUAUUGAGCUGGCUGAACUUGAACAGUUAUGUCCCUUACUCCCAUUGGCUGAUAUAAUAACCCUUUUUAUCUGUGGACACAGACUUGUCAAACACAGCUGUUACUAUUAAGAUGAAUUAUGGCUGCAUUGGUUUUAGUUUGGAUGAAAUGCAGACUUCAUCAAUGUUUAUUAGUGACACCUGGGAUUUUAUGGCAAGUGAAAUGCUGUGUCUAAAAUAACUCCUUAUUUGCAACAUUUUAUUUAAGUGUCAUAAGUUGCAAUGUGAAGUGACACUACACCUGUCAGUCAUGGGACACAAAUGGUAGUGAAAUCUCAAUUUGUUACUUAUUAUAGGCUGAAUUAUUGUGUGUUUAUCAUGCAGGGAAUGAGUGAAAGAGGGAGUUAUUUCAGACAGAGCCAUAGUGUCCACAAUUAGAGAUCUUUUUUCCUUAACAAACUGCUCUUACCCACUUGUUAUCCUAUACCUGCAUAUUUCCUCUAACCACACUAUUUUUGCAAGCUACAAGUUCCCUUUACUUGUAUUUUUUCCACAUUUCUAUCAAAAAAUUAUCUACUGUAGAUCUUUUCCUGAUUCAUCUUCUUUCGCCAUUUUUAUCCGAUACGUACUCUUAUCCCCUUUUAUCUCCCACCCAUUUCCUUGUCUCACCUUUCCUUCUUACACCUCUCCAUUUUUGUUUUCAAAUUUGUAUUUUGUUUGUAAAGAUGGUGAGCAUUUUUAUUUACGUGCAGUCAUUUUACUUUUUUGUGCCUCCCAUCUAUUUUGAUUUUAUAGUAUUUUCAACUCCCUCCUACCCUUUCAUUUUUCUUUCUUUCUUGUCUUACCUGUAUUUCCUCCCUCCUUUAUUCCUCCCCCUCUUUCCCACUCCACCCCCUUGUUUUCUCUGUUUCCCUCUGACAGACAGCUGUGACAGCGACCUUGAACUCUCCAUGGUGCGUCACCAACCUGAGGGCCUCGACCAGCUCCAAGCCCAGACACAGUUCACCAGGAAGGAGCUUCAGUCUCUUUACAGAGGCUUCAAAAAUGAAUGUCCCAGUGGGCUUGUGGAUGAGGAAACUUUUAAGACCAUUUACUCACAGUUCUUCCCUCAAGGAGACGCAACCACGUAUGCACAUUUCUUGUUCAACGCGUUUGAUAUGGACAGAAGUGGCUCCAUCCGGUUUGAGGACUUUGUGAUAGGAUUGUCUGUGUUGCUCAGAGGCUCCGUUACAGAGAAACUGCGAUGGGCGUUCAACCUGUAUGACAUCAACAAAGACGGUUACGUUACUAAAGAGGAAAUGAUGGCAAUAAUGACCUCCAUUUAUGACAUGAUGGGUAGGUAUACCUUACCCAGCGUACGAGACGAUUCCCCCUUUGAGCAUGUGGAGAGAUUCUUCCAGAAAAUGGAUCGGAACAGGGAUGGAGUAGUGACUAUUGAUGAAUUCAUAGAAACCUGCCAAAAGGAUGAAAAUAUAAUGGCUUCUAUGCAGCUCUUUGAGAAUGUCAUCUAGUCUCUGUAGAAGUACAUGGAUACGUACUGCUGCAUAGUGCACAGCUGCAAGCUUCCAGGCCUGAAAUAACUUCAAUCAUCCUGAAAAGGGAAAACUGGGUCAUGCAACACAUUUGACACAUUCGAAUACAAACUGGCAAACACUUUAAUUUUUACUGUAAAGCUGUGCUAUGCAGAGAAAUGUGCAGAACUCACUAAAUCACACAAAGAAGAAAUGUUUCUUUGCAUGACAGUUUUAAUUUUGCACAUGAAGGAAAUGUGAAAAACUUCAUCAUUGCCAGAUGAGCAUGAGUGCUUGCCCAACAGUUAAAAGCAUGUGAUGCAAACCACAUUGAACACAUCUAGGUUUUAUUGUUGACCACUUUGAAACUUGGGCAAAUGAGAGACUUUGUUACUGUAUUAUACUGUAAAGAAAAUAAUUAUGUUUCUAAGUUCUUCAAGUUUUUAUGUAAACGUGAUACCCAGUCAUUGUCAUGUUGACCUAAAACCUGCUGAAAUAUAUAAACCUUCACGUCUGAAGUAAAAGUAUAACAUGUUAUAACAUUUA
Dicentrarchus labrax (European seabass) is the source of this 2127-nucleotide messenger RNA. Its product is annotated as calsenilin-like. Gene Ontology annotation, cellular component: voltage-gated potassium channel complex; nucleus. Gene Ontology annotation, biological process: negative regulation of transcription by RNA polymerase II; regulation of potassium ion transmembrane transport. The transcript is spliced from 7 exons. The coding region runs from base 796 to 1581 and encodes 261 amino acids. NCBI's taxonomy places the organism in Eukaryota, Metazoa, Chordata, Actinopteri, Moronidae. Gene Ontology annotation, molecular function: calcium ion binding; potassium channel regulator activity; DNA-binding transcription repressor activity, RNA polymerase II-specific. The record is from RefSeq and is a predicted model, not a curated record.